Messenger RNA from Polychytrium aggregatum, 2090 nucleotides. Its product is annotated as Rho GTPase activation protein. Gene Ontology annotation, biological process: regulation of GTPase activity; signal transduction. The transcript has 12 exons. Lineage: Eukaryota; Fungi; Chytridiomycota; Chytridiomycetes; Polychytriales. The record is from RefSeq and is a predicted model, not a curated record. The coding region runs from base 94 to 1953 and encodes 619 amino acids. Gene Ontology annotation, cellular component: cytoplasm.
CCCACCAAGCUGCUCCAGGCGACUUGCAACGAUUAACCCCCCGGCUGCACCGACUUCACCGUGCCCAGAGGUCUUCUCUCGACGCAUGCCAAGAUGCUCUCCAGUCCAGCAGAUACGCUAGUUCGCCAAAACUCCAAAAGGCUCUCUCGAUCCAUGACCAAGACAAUCGACGGCUCGGGUGGAUGCUCUCUGGAUUCCCAGCCGCUCGGCGGAUCCGAAGGUGUGAACCACAGGCACUCUGCGAGCGCCGCGUCGGGAGGCCCUGCUGGCUAUAACUUGCAAGAAUACUACGAAACUGCGAUCGAUCACUACGAUUCUGGGCUCGGUACCUACAGCGAAUCGGACACUGUGAGAGAUCCCACGCUGCAGCUGCUCUGCGACAAUGAGCAGGACGGAUUCGGAUUGCUGAUGGAUCGCAUCAAGGCUGGAACGAACAGCACCAAGGAAGCAAUCGGCUUUCUCAAGAAGCGCGCCGCCAUCGAAGAGGAGUAUGGCAAAGCGCUGAUGAAGCUCUCCCAGGGCGCGCUGAGCCACAAGCUCGAGGGAAAAGGAGGAACGUAUUCGGACUCGUGGGGCGAUCUUUGCCGUAUCCACGAAAACAUGGCUUCCAUUCGCCUGGAUUUUUCCCAAAAGAUCGCAGAGAUUGCCGAGGACCUCUCGACACUCUGCAAAGAUACAGAGCGAAGCCGAAAACAGCUCAAGGAGUCUGGAUACAAGCAAUGGAAAGCCGUUCAGGAGGUCGAAGUCAACCUCGAGAAAUCCAAGGUCAAGUACGAGACCAUGUCGGAGGACUGGGAGCGAGCAGUUAUCCACCGCGAGCAGAAUGAGUCUGCGUCAAGUGCAGGCGCGGGGGCUUUUGCCUAUCCGUCCCAGAAGCGCUUGGGCCUGACCAAGAGUCUUUCGACGCCCAUGGGGCUUUGGAAGCAAGCCCCGACCCCACAAAAGCUCCAGAGGAUCGAGGACGACGCGCGAACCAAGGCUGCCCUCGCCAAUGAAAACUACAAGAUACAACUGCAGCACGCAAAUGCGAUCCGAUCCGCUUACUUCCAGAAACACCUCCCCCGCUUCAUCAGGCUCCUCAAAGAAACCAAUGAUGAAUGUGACUCGAGCCUCCGACGACAGUUGAUCAAGUACGCGAACUGCCUGGAGAACUGCCUCAUGACAGAAGCCACCAGUGUCAGUCCGCUGGACAAGCAGUCGCUUGGCCUCGUCAAAAUUGUCGAGCGGGUCGACAACACACGCGACUUUGAGGAAUACAUGAACCAGUAUCUCCAGCAAGGCAGACAGCAACCGAUUCCACGCAAGGAUCACGCAUACACCCCAUAUCCCAUGUCUCCAACCAUGAUGUCAAUCAUUCAUGCCAAACCUGUAUUUGGAGUGGAGCUUAGUGUUCAGCUCGAGAGAGACGGCACCCAGGUGCCCACCAUUGUGACCAAGUGUAUCGAUGCCGUUGAGAAAUUUGGUAUGAGGAUGCAAGGCAUCUACCGUGUCUCGGGCCUUUCGAGUUCGAUUCAAAAGCUGCGAACACUGUUUGAUCGAGACGCCGAGACAGUGAAUCUCGAAGAAUGGGCUCGUGAUGUCCAUGACAUCACAGGCGUGCUCAAGCUCUAUUUCCGUGAGCUCCCGGAUUCCCUAUUUCCAAAACUUAUGUAUCGCCCUCUCAUCGAGGCUGCAAAGAUUGACGACGAUCGCAUGAGGUUGAUUGCCGUCCAUGAGCUGAUAAACGAUCUGCCGGACGCCAACUAUGCGACCCUGCACGUCCUGAUGGGACACCUUCAUCGCGUUCAGGCCAUGGAGCCUGACAACAAGAUGAAUGCCCAGAACCUCUCGAUUGUGUGGGGACCCACACUAAUCGAUCCUCCCAGCGACUCAGUGCCGGAUCCCUCUGAGCUGCGACUCCAGAGCCGUGUCGUUGAGGUGGUUCUCUCAAACUACGAACAGAUAUUUGAUUGAACGGGAAGCAUGGCCCCGUUGCAUGUACAGCUUGUGGCCGAACGCCGUUUCCAAAGAAAUGAGGCGCGGCCAAGCUCUGGGAUUCGCUGCCAAUGCCCCUUACGGCUGAAUGUGAACACGGCUGGUCCUUCUUACAG